Messenger RNA from Meyerozyma guilliermondii ATCC 6260, 873 nucleotides. RefSeq names its product alpha/beta hydrolase. The record is from RefSeq and is a predicted model, not a curated record. NCBI's taxonomy places the organism in Eukaryota, Fungi, Ascomycota, Pichiomycetes, Serinales, Debaryomycetaceae. The transcript has a single exon. Bases 1 to 873 code for a protein of 290 amino acids.
AUGAACCCUAUCAAUCAAACAGAUUCUUUCCUAAUCCCUCAUAAUUCCCAUUAUCCUUCGCCCAUUGAUAAUGAAACAACCUUGGAAACGGUCCUUCUUGUGCCGAGUACUUUCGCAACUCAGAGCGAAUGGGAUCUUGUUGUCCCUUUUCUUUUGGCUAAAGGGAAGUACCAUUUGAUAGUCCCAGACUUUUCCUGUUUCAGAGAGAAAACCACACCAGGGUUAGCAAUCGCUAAUUUUUCUCAACCAUUCACAAUUCAGAAUGCAUCGUCUCUUUUGGCUCAUCUUGUAACUGAGGUUGCGAUCGACGGGAGAGCCAAAGUAGUGGGUCUAAGCUUGGGGGCUAUAAUAGCCAUCGGAGUCGCAUCUAUACAUCCCGAGAUCGUGAAUGGGGCCGUGUUUGUAUCUGGAUACGAGGUGUAUCCCCAUCUUUCUUCUGGUGGUAUGGCACCAUAUGGGUUGUGGUUAUUGAAUAGAUUAGAAACGCUCAUCCCAAGUACGGUAGUUAGUUGGGCAAUGGAUGGGGCAGACUUACAGAAGAAUCUGCAACCUGAAUCCAAGAAUGGUCUUUCUUUGUGCAAAGAGAUUAUCAGGUGUCUAUCUGGGAUUGAUUCCUGGCCCCCAAAACCAUGGCCCUCACGAACUAUGGUGGUAGCUGCCGGAAAGAAGAAUUGGUAUCUUCCCUCUGCAGAUCGAGCUGACGAUGCAAAGAAAUUAGCUGAAGUUGGAAAGUGUAUGAACAAUUCAACCGUAGCCGUGGUUCACCCACUAAUGAGGCAUCCCUGGCAUAGACAAGCACCCGAACUUUUCGCUGAAGCAGCUUGGAUCUGGUUCGAGGAAGGAAGAAUAAAGGAGGGUUUCAACCUCUUAUAA